Molecule: messenger RNA, 906 nt
Organism: Pipistrellus nathusii (Nathusius's pipistrelle)
Lineage: Eukaryota; Metazoa; Chordata; Mammalia; Chiroptera; Vespertilionidae
Source: the annotation of a GenBank genome assembly
AUGGAAAUAUCACACAAUAUCACAGAAUUUUUCAUGCUGGGACUGUCACAGAACCCAGGAAUACAGAGAGUUCUUUUUGUUGUCUUCUUGAUCAUUUAUGUGGCCACAGUCGGUGGCAACAUGCUCAUUGUGGUCACCAUCACCUCCAGUCCCACCCUGAACUCCCCCAUGUAUUUUUUCUUGGCCAACCUGUCCUUUCUAGACACCUGCUAUUCUUCUUCGAUGGCCCCUAAACUCAUUGCUGACUCCUUGUAUGAGGGGAGAACCAUCUCUUAUGAGGGUUGCAUGGCUCAGCUCUUUGGAGCCCAUUUUUUGGGAGGCGCUGAGAUCAUUCUGCUCACGGUGAUGGCCUAUGAUCGUUACGUGGCCAUCUGCAAGCCCCUGCACUACCCAGUUAUCAUGACCAGGCAUCUCUGUGCCCUGCUGGUGGAAGUGUCCUGGCUUGGGGGCUUCUUGCAUUCAUUGGUUCAGCUCCUCCUGGUCCUUCAGUUGCCCUUCUGUGGGCCCAACAUAAUAAAUCACUUUGUCUGUGACUUGUACCCCUUGCUGGAACUCGCCUGCACCAACACAUACAUCACCAGUCUGCUGGUGGUUGCCAACAGUGGUGCGAUCUGCCUGUUGAACUUUCUCAUGCUGGCCACCUCCUAUAUUGUCAUCUUGCGCUCCUUGAGGUCCCACAGUGCAGAGGGGAGACGCAAGGCCCUCUCCACCUGUGGGGCCCACUUUACUGUUGUUGCCCUGUUCUUUGUGCCCUGUGUGUUUACGUAUGUGCGCCCGUCGUUUACUUUACCAAUAGACAAGAGCAUGGCGGUAUUUUACGGUAUUCUGACACCCAUGUUGAAUCCACUCAUUUAUACCCUGAGAAAUUACGAGGUAAAAAGUGCCAUGAAGAAGCUUUUCACAUAG